Molecule: messenger RNA, 2083 nt
Organism: Diorhabda sublineata
Lineage: Eukaryota; Metazoa; Arthropoda; Insecta; Coleoptera; Chrysomelidae
Gene: Pdhb
Product: pyruvate dehydrogenase E1 component subunit beta, mitochondrial
Exons: 6
Coding region: 358-1440 (360 amino acids)
Biological process (GO): pyruvate decarboxylation to acetyl-CoA
Molecular function (GO): pyruvate dehydrogenase (acetyl-transferring) activity
Source: RefSeq, a predicted model, not a curated record
GUAUCAAUACUGGAUACGUACAACAUGCACUACAUCUAAUAUGGUGUACACCCUACAAAAUAAACUUCAUAUAACUUCAUUUUCUGUGUUAGAUUUAUAUUAUCACCACAGAGUUGUACGUCUAUGCUGAAUUCAAAUAAACAGAUUAUUUUCAAUACGAAUGUAAGUGAAGUGUGAUUAUAAUUUGAUUUUUUAAGAGUUUUGUUGGUUAGACAAGAAAUUACAUCACAUGGUCUGAUUACGUAUUAUGUCUGUUUGAGUUGAGAUUUGCAUGUUGCAGAUUAAAAGUUGGGCCAAUUGACAAUUUGGUUUAGUUCGACCUCUCUCACCUUGAAUUGAGACAUUUUCUCACCUGCAAUGGCAUCCAUAAAGUCAUUAAACUUAUUAGGAAGUAUAAAUAAAGUAAUUACUAGAAGAUCUUUUUCAACUACAAAUGCCGUAGCUACCAAGCAAAUGACUGUAAGAGAUGCCCUCAACUCGGCUAUGGAUGAAGAAAUGGAAAGGGAUGAGAGGGUUUUUAUUCUAGGUGAAGAGGUAGCUCAGUAUGAUGGUGCUUACAAAGUUACAAGGGGACUUUGGAAAAAAUAUGGUGAUAGGAGAGUUAUUGAUACACCUAUCACUGAAAUGGGUUUUGCAGGCAUUGCAACGGGAGCUGCUAUGGCAGGUUUAAGGCCCAUCUGCGAAUUUAUGACAUUCAAUUUUGCCAUGCAAGCGAUUGAUCAAAUAAUAAAUUCGGCAGGCAAGACAUUCUACAUGUCAGCUGGACGUGUAAAUGUACCAAUUGUGUUCAGAGGACCUAACGGAGCAGCUGCCGGAGUAGCAGCUCAACAUUCUCAAUGUUAUGGAGCAUGGUAUGCUCAUUGUCCUGGAUUGAAGGUAAUUUCUCCAUACAAUUCAGAAGAUUGCAAAGGUCUUUUAAAGGCAGCCAUCAGAGAUCCGGAUCCAGUAGUAUUCUUAGAAAACGAACUAUUAUAUGGUGUUCAAUACACGAUGUCUGACGAAGCAUUAAGUAAAGAUUACAUCUUACCUAUAGGAAAAGCUAAAGUAGAAAGACCAGGUAAACAUCUAACAUUAGUAGCUCAUUCAAAAGCAGUAGAAUUAUGCUUAGACGCCGCCAAAGAAUUAGCUGGUAAAGGAAUAGAAGCAGAAGUAAUUAAUCUCAGAAGUCUCAGACCAUUAGAUACUGAUACAAUUGCUAAAUCUGUAUCUAAAACAAAUCACCUAAUAUCGGUUGAGCUAGGUUGGCCUUCGUGUGGCAUAGGCGCCGAAGUGUUGGCAAGAAUAAUGGAAAGUGAAACAUUCUUCCAUCUUGAUCAACCCGCAAUUAGAAUAACUGGGGCAGAUGUACCAAUGCCGUAUGCUAAAACAUUAGAAACAGCUGCUUUACCACAAGUCAAAGAUGUAGUUGAAGCAUCCAAAAAAUUAUUGAAAGUUAAGUAAUAGAAAUCAACCAAUUCGAGCUCAUUGUGAAAAUCGUGAAGAAAAAAUCAAUGCAAGGAAGAAAGUUCAAAUGUAGAAUAAUACGUUUAAUGGUUUUACAACUUUGGAACAUGUGGUACUGAUUCCACUGGCACAUUCAACUAAAAUAAAAUUAUUUUCAUAUCGUCGAGCAGGAAUUUAAUUUUGAUUGACGAAUUUUAUGAUGAAUAAUUCGACUAGAAGAUCGUUUUUGAGGGAAUUAUUCAUUGACUACAUGUUCUAAAAAUAUGUCAAAAUAACCUAAAUAAUUUUGAAACUUUAAUAUGUACUUUAUUUUGUUUAGGAAUAAUUUUAUUUAUAAUUAUGCAUCAGUUAUCAUCGAAGUAUUAUGUAAGCAGAAAAAUAUUACAUACAGGGUACCAGAAGUUCCUUUUUUGCUUCUCUAAUUCGUUUAAAGCUCUUUUUUUUGUUCGUUCCAAAUUAUGUAUUGAUAUUUCUUCCUGUCUUAACCACAAAUAAUUUUGGAAAACAAGCAUUUUAUAUUCGGAUUUUGCACAAAACUUUUAGAUUAUAUAACAUAUCUUUUGUUUGUCGGAUCAGUUUUACUCAGUUCAAUUCCUCGCAUUGUAAACUAUCGAAAAUAAAUUAUUAUUUGUUAUAUAGA